CCGUGAGUCCUUUUCUGUCCAUCUCGGGGUGCACGAUCUCUGCUGUUGUCACCACCUUAAGGAGGUGUACGGGGCUAGCAGUAUGGCAGAAGCGGAUCCUAAAAUGGUCACAGAACCUGUUGCCCAGGGGGUUGCUGAAGAGGCGAUGGCUAGCUCAGCUUGUGAUUCUGGGGAUGAAUCUGACAGCAAUAGCUCUAGCAGUACCACUAGUUGCAGCAGCAGCGGCAGCAGCAGCAGCAGCAGCAGUAGCAGCAGCAGCAGCAGCAGCAGUAGUAGCGGUAGCAGUGGCAGCAGCAGCAAUGGCAGUCGUUUAAACCAAAAGAAGAGGGUACCUGAACCCCCCAGAAGGGCCCAGCGACGUCCCUUCGGGAAACCUUUCUUGGAUAAGCUGCCCCAAGCAGUAAGAAAACGGGUGCAGGCACUCAGAAAUAUUCAGAAUGAGUGUGACAAGGUAGACACCUUGUUCUUAAGGGCAAUUCAUGAUCUUGAAAGGAAGUAUGCUGAACUCAAUAAGCCUCUAUAUGAUAAGCGUUUUCAGAUCAUAAAUGCAGAAUAUGAGCCUACAGAAGAAGAGUGUGAAUGGAAUUCAGAAGAAGAGUUCAGUGGUGAUGAGGAAAUGCAGGAUGACACACCUAAUGAAAUGCCACCCUUAGAGGGUGAGGAGGAAGAAGAAAGCUGUAAAGAAACAGCUGAAAAGGAGGGAGAAGUAAAGGAUGCUCCAGAAGAAGUUCCUGAGGCAAAAGUUGAAGAAGAGGAGGCUCCCAAAGAAACUCCUGAGAUGAUAAGUGAAGAAAAAGAAAUUCCUAAAGAAGAUGCUGAAGAAAAAGCUGAAGAACAGGAAUCCUCUAAAAAAAUUCCUGAGGUAAAAAAUGAAGAAAAAGCAGACUCUACGGAAUGCAUAGAUAUAGUUCCUGAAGAAAAAGAAGACCUCGAAGAAGUUACCCAGGCAGAAGAUGUUAGCCUGGCAGAAGAUGUUAGCCUGGCAGAAGACGUUACCCAGGCAGAAGACGUUACCCAGGCAGAAGAUGUUACCCAGGCAGAAGAAGUUACCCAGGCAGAAGAUGUUACCCAGGCAGAAGAAGUUACCCAGGCCAAUUCAGAAAAUAAGGAUCAGCCUACAGAAGACUCUACACCAAUGGCUCCGGUAAGAGAGGCUCAAAAGAGGGUUCCUGAGACAAGGCCUGAAGAAGGAGUCAAUAUUAAAAGGGCUCGAAAGGGAAAACCUAAGAAAGAAGAUCCUAAAGGUAUUCCUGACUACUGGCUGACUGUUUUAAAGAAUGUUGACAAGCUUGGGCCUAUGAUUCAAAAGUGUGAUGAGCCCAUUUUGAAGUUCUUAUCUGAUGUUAGCCUGAAGUUCUCAAACCCUGGCCAACCUAUUGGUUACACUUUUGAAUUUCAUUUCCUACCUAACCCAUACUUCAAAAAUGAGCUCCUGAUGAAGACAUACAUAAUAAGGUCAAAACCAGAUCACUACGACCCUUUCUUCGCUUGGGGAUGGGAAAUUGAAGAGUGCAAAGGCUGCAAAAUAGAUUGGAGACGAGGAAAAGAUGUUACAGUGACAACCACCCAGAGUCGCCCAGCUGUUACAGGGGAAAUGGAAGUCCAGCCAAGAGUGAUUCCUAAUGCAUCCUUCUUCAACUUCUUCAGUCCUCCUGAGAUUCCUUUGAUUGGGAAGCUGGAACCAAGAGAAGAUGCGAUCCUUGAUGAGGACUUUGAGAUUGGUCAAAUUUUGCAUGAUAAUGUCAUCUUGAAGUCAAUCUAUUACUUCACAGGAGAAAUCAAUGAUCCCUACUACCAUGAUUUCAGGGAUUACGGAAACAGGAAGUACUACAAGUAAAAAGGGCAAGCUGAAAGAUUUUUCAAGAAUCCUUAAACGUCAAGCAAGCAGAAGUGGAAUAGAGUCAUCUAAACUUAGAAAACAGAAAACAUGCCCUAUAACCUGAACACUAGUACUCCUUAUAGUCUGCCGUUUUCAUUUUUCCUGGUAGUGUCCUAAAAGGACAUUAAGCUUCUGUUUCCUGGUAAUGUCCUAAAAGUUGUCUUAAGCUUCUGUUCAUUCUACCUUGCCUGUUGUAUUGUAAUAUUCUUCAAAAUACGUAAACUGCUGUUAAUUUCCAAAGCAUGUUUUGUUUGGUGCUACAGUGUUGGUUUUGUGAAGUCAGUUUUUGUCAUGUUGCUAUUAGAUUGUACCUGUGAAAAUUGUCAGACUUGUUAGAGAAUUCCUUGCCUGAAUAAGCCACAGUUUAAAUGCCAAUAUACAUGUGUUUUCUCUCUCUUUUUUUUCAGCCCAGAGGACUAAAGACUUAAAUCUGCUUGCACUAGGUGUGCCUUCAUUACUUUGCCAUAGAAAUGUAGUAAUGAUACCAACUAAAACAUUCUAUUGUGAAAUGUAGUUGCUUGAAAAAGUAAUGAGAAUAUACUUUAAAAUGUCAGUCAGGAUCACAAUAGAUUUUUGUGGAUUUGUUUAUGUGAUUUAUUGGUCUAUUAGCAAAAGUAUUGUUUACCACUAAGGUGUUAAAUAUGGUGUAGUAUUUUAAAAAUUUGCCUCGUUGUAUAUUGUGUAAU
Molecule: messenger RNA, 2565 nt
Organism: Apodemus sylvaticus (European woodmouse)
Lineage: Eukaryota; Metazoa; Chordata; Mammalia; Rodentia; Muridae
Gene: Nap1l3
Product: nucleosome assembly protein 1 like 3
Exons: 1
Coding region: 83-1837 (584 amino acids)
Biological process (GO): nucleosome assembly
Cellular component (GO): nucleus; chromatin
Molecular function (GO): chromatin binding; histone binding
Source: RefSeq, a predicted model, not a curated record